AUUGGACUCCAAAAUGCUGCAAGAGAAUGUCUUUAAACAGUAGAACUUGAAAUAGAACUUCAUUGUUGACAGAACCAACAAAGAUGAGCUCUGGAGCAGUUCUGUUGCCAUCCAGUAGUUUUGAGGAAGAAAGGCGUGGAGUAACCUGCUCUUUCAUUGAGACUGCUGCUGAGCCCCUACCCUCCCCCUCUGAGUUCUAUAAUGUUAAAGAAGCUUUGCAACGUCCAUUUGGUUCUGACAUUGAUUCUCAGACGUUGAAUGAAGCAGUGAGGUGGAGUUCGAAGGAGAACCUCCUAGGAGCUACUGAAAGUGAUCCUAAUCUAUUUGUUGCACUUUAUGACUUUGUUGCAAGUGGUGACAACACACUAAGCAUUACUAAAGGUGAAAAGCUACGUGUGCUGUGCUAUAACCAGAAUGGUGAAUGGUGUGAGGUGCGCUCAAAGAAUGGCCAAGGAUGGGUCCCCAGCAAUUAUAUUACGCCUGUUAAUAGCCUGGAAAAGCAUUCCUGGUACCACGGUCCUGUCUCGCGUAGUGCUGCUGAGUACCUGCUCAGCAGCCUUAUCAAUGGAAGCUUCCUUGUCCGAGAAAGCGAAAGUAGUCCAGGACAACUAUCAAUAUCCCUCCGCUAUGAGGGUCGAGUUUACCACUACAGAAUUAACACUACACAUGAUGCCAAGGUGUACGUAACAGCAGAGAGUCGUUUUAAUACAUUGGCAGAGCUUGUUCAUCACCAUUCCACCGUGGCCGACGGGCUGGUCACAACCCUGCACUACCCUGCUCCAAAAUGCAACAAGCCCACUGUUUACGGAGUUUCUCCCAUACAUGACAAGUGGGAGAUGGAACGCACUGACAUCACAAUGAAACACAAACUAGGCGGAGGGCAGUACGGGGAGGUGUACGUUGGAGUCUGGAAGAAGUACAGUCUUACCGUAGCAGUUAAAACACUGAAGGAGGACACAAUGGAGGUGGAGGAAUUUCUGAAAGAAGCUGCUGUAAUGAAAGAAAUUAAACACCCAAACUUGGUCCAACUUCUGGGUGUUUGUACUUUGGAACCCCCGUUUUACAUCGUUACUGAGUACAUGCCUCACGGGAAUUUACUGGACUAUCUACGUGAAUGCAACCGGGAGGAGGUGAAUGCUGUGGUGCUCUUGUACAUGGCUACACAGAUUUCCUCUGCCAUGGAGUACCUGGAGAAAAAGAACUUCAUUCACAGAGACCUCGCUGCUCGUAACUGCCUCGUUGGUGAAAAUCACGUGGUGAAAGUUGCGGACUUUGGUCUAAGUAGGUUAAUGACUGGUGAUACAUACACUGCUCACGCUGGAGCUAAAUUCCCAAUUAAAUGGACUGCACCAGAAAGCCUUGCCUACAACACGUUUUCCAUAAAAUCGGAUGUGUGGGCAUUUGGAGUGCUAUUAUGGGAAAUUGCUACAUAUGGGAUGUCUCCAUACCCAGGAAUCGAUCUGUCACAGGUAUAUGAUUUACUCGAGAAAGGAUACAGAAUGGAACAACCUGAGGGCUGUCCCCCCAAAGUCUAUGAAUUGAUGAGAUCAUGUUGGCAGUGGAAUCCCAUGGAGCGGCCAUUGUUUGCCGAGAUCCAUCAAGCAUUUGAGACCAUGUUCCAUGACUCCAGCAUUUCAGAAGAAGUUGCAGAAGAACUUGGAAAAACUGCCUCUUCAACUGUGAUCGCCCAGCACUUUCAGUUACCCCUGCUCCCAACUAAAACUCGAACACUGAAGAAAAAUGCAGAAAAUAAGGAAAACAUGGACAUGGAUCAUCCUGCUGUAGCUCAUACUGCAGUGCCAGGAACAAGUACAGCCCCAUGUAGCAUCUCCCCAGCAUUGCCUCGUAAGCAGAGAGAUAAAUCUCCCAGUGGUCUCCUGGAUGAUAACAAAGAGACCCUGUUUACUCGAGAUAGAAAAGCUGGCUUCUUCAGUUCCUUCAUGAAGAAGAAGACUGUUCCUAUGCCGCCUAAGCGCAGCAGUUCCUUCCGUGAGAUGGAGAACCACCCACACAAAAAAUAUGAGAUAACGGGUAACUUUGCUUCUUUCUCAUCUUUUCAGCACUCUGAUGGGCUUACAUUCGUUCAUUCACAUGCAGAAGGGAAUCUCACACAGGCUAGGUGUUGUGGAAGGGGUUCUGUGCAAAGAAAUGGUGGUGUAACUAGUGGAGGGUGGGCAGGAUUUGCUGGAUUUUUCACUCCUCGCUUAAUAAAAAAGACACUUGGCUUAAAACCAGGGAAGCCUUCAAGUAAUGAUGAUUCAAGCUUGGAAGCCACCAAACCUUUUCCCCGGUCAAAUUCUACUUCUUCCAUGUCUUCAGGGCUUCAAGAACUGGAUCGUCUAGCCUUGACUCUUCCUAGAAAUUGUCACCGCAACAGAAUUCAACUCGAGCAUCCAGUGCCCUACACUUCCAAAGAGGAAGGACCAGGGAGAUUGACAGAUCCACUGCACAGAAAAGCAGAAGAUGGAGUUGCUUCAUUGAGAGACAAGUCAAAAACAAAACUUUUGGCAAGGUGUGCUGCAACACCAUCUCUCAGGCAACAUCAUAUGGGCAACGGAGAUAGUGAUCUUUCACAGAACCUCAACACGAUAUCAGUUGGGCGUGGAGAAACUAAUAGUAAUCAUUCUGGUCAACUAGCAAUGAAAGAGGAUAUGGAGAAGACAGGUUGGUCCUCACCAGUAAAAGUUUCUGCCACACUUCCAGCAGCUCAUAAUCAUAAAGUACCUGUUCUGAUAUCACCAACUUUGAAGCAUGCUCCUGCAGAAGUUCAGUUGAUUGGAACAGAUUCAUUGGGAAAUAAAUUCAAACUCCUGUCAGAGCAUCAGGUUACAUCUGAGAGAGAGAGGCCAAGGCUUGUGAAACCAAAAUGUGCACCCCCUCCACCUCCACCUUCCCUAAAACUAUUGCAACCUCCUCCUAGCACUAAUUUCAACAGCACAGAAACAGCAGAAGACUUGGAGAGUAUUUCAGCAGCACAACAAGAGGUUGAGAUAAAUGGUGAAGGUGGCAAACGACCAACAAUAGCAGUGUUUGGGAAGAUCUCUAGGCCAUCUAUACCACCCCCUCAAGUGCCUCCAGGUUCAUCCAUUCCCACAGCAACUUCUUCUAAACUUGCAAACGGUACCUCUGUAUCUACAGGUGCUCGAAUUUCCUUGCGAAAAACCAAGCUCCCACCAGAAAAGGUGCCAACAGAAAAAAUCAGUAAAGAAGCAUUAUUGGAGUGUGCCGAGCUUCUCUCCAACGUUAUUGACAGUGAUUCGGAGUCCACUUCCAACAGCCAGUUAGUUGAAGCAGGACAUCGAUUGCUCGAUCAUUGCUCCGGUUACGUGGAUUGCAUUACUCAAAUGAGAAACAAGUUUGCUUUCCGUGAAGCUGUAAGCAAAUUAGAACAUGGUUUGCAUGAACUCCAAGUAUCAUCCACAGCUUCUACUGGACCUCCGACAAACCCUAUGCUCAAUAACUUACUGACAUGUGUUAGAGAGCUAAGUGAUAUUGUGCAGAGGUAGCUGAGAAAGCCUUACUGUUUGUGAAAGGUUUACUGACUUGUUUAUUAUCUAAAGUACCUCAGCAAAUGUUCAGCUCUUUAAUGUUUACAGAUUCAUCUCUCUCUGUCAGCUGAGUCCUGGGUAGAGCUGUCUAUGCAUAAUCAGACUGCGGGAGGGGGAGGGAAACACCAUCUCCGACAACAGUUGCUUGUGGAAAACUACUUCUGGUAUUAAAUUUAUGGAAAUAAUCCAAAACUAACUUUUUUGGGCCAUGGCCCAGGUAAGUUCUUUUCAUCCUCCUGGGCAGUCCUGAGGGACUCUUACUCUUUGAAGAACAAGUUAACCUCAAAGUUUGAAGAUGAGAUCACAAUUGCAAUGAAUCACAACAGUCUAAUCAUUGGGUUUAAUUUGAAUUUUUAUCUUGAUAUACCACAGAAGGAAUUUGUACUUAAACCAGUUUUCUUUAAUGUUACAUCACUGUUUAUUCCCUUCACAAUGAGAAUUGAUCUCCAGUCACCUACCUUUCAGUCACGUGGUGCAUGCUGUAGUUACACCAAACUUUAGAAGCAUAAAUUCCCUGUACCAUACCAGCUGUUUUUCUACAGUUCAUUUCAGCACUAUGUGAACAGUAAUGCAGCCACUAUUAACCUUUCCUGUGUGACUGCAAAAUAAAACUUGACUUACCUUUCAUAUCUGGUAUUAAGUUGCUGAGAGCAGUUUCCUCUUGAAAACUGCUGAGGACAUCAACUAGACAAAACUCUGAUCUCAACUGACCUAACUUUUAUUUGGGUUGAUAAUUGUUUUGGUAAUCCCCAAUGAAGCGGGUUUUCCUCCUUUGCAGUGCUCUGCGUCUUUGUCAACAGUAUUGGAAUUCCAUGAGAAUGCUAUUUCAAAAGUCCCUCAGAACUGUCAUGGAGUUUAAGACUUACCUCUGUUGUUGCCUCUCAAAGCAGACUUCAUGUUUAUAUUUUUGGUGAAUGGAGAAAAAAAAACAUUAUGCAGCAGAAUCUGCUAUGACUUGAGAAUGACAAUGUGAAUUGUAUUACCUUUUGAAUUGCUAAGUGAAUCUACUGUGUUUGCUGUGAGUGUAGAAAAUGACAUCCCUAAUCAUGGACAUGGAUAAGUAAGAGCUCGACUGCUGUCAAUGUUUAUAACAAGAAACAUUUACUCAUAGCCCCACUCCUGCCACAUGUAGUCACCCUGAUGCUGGAGCAUCCUGAAGGUCUCAUAGGAAUAUUGUUUCUGCUUUCUCUCUGUUCACAGCAAUAGAUGGCAAAGAAAAAUGCAUACACAUUGGAAUCACUUCUUACACCACGUAUCUUGAAGAGAUGCUCUAAAUUCUCUCAAAGAAAUUUAUUCAGUGACAUAGAAUUCACAUGUAUUGCAGUUGUAACAGUGACUGCUAAAAGAAAAAAAUACUUAAUCCAGGUUUCUGCCCAUAAAUUAAAAAUACUAGGUCUAAGAAAUAACUGGAUUCUCUUGUAAUUUUUGACAAUAAGUUCAUUCAGAUAUUUUACAAGUAUUUAUUUACUUUUUAAGAUGAGCACAAUGAAUGGCCAAUAAAUCCAUACUUAGUAUUAGGUGCUUCUCUCGGCACUGUCUCACAUUACUUCUUCUGAAGACACGAUUGUCCCUUUCAAACAUUUCAAUUAUUCUCGUGUUACUGGGAAGUGAUUCAUUUAUGUCCUUCCCUAAGCAUAUUGCUACCAUUCACAAAAGCUAUAUGCAUGUGCUUUGGUCUGACCCAAGAUCAUUUCUGUGAAGGCUUUAUUUUUUAAAUGAGCAAAUUUGAAGAAAACGUUGAGACUUAACUAUGCCCAGGCCAGGGAGGUGAAGGAAUGAGCUGCAACAAAAUAUGCAUUUUAACAUUGGGAUUUGAAGUUGACCAUGUGCACUAGUUGAUAACAUAGUCACACUUAUUAAUACAUUCAGUCAGAGUUUUAAAGAAACACGUGACUUUUCAAAUCAGGACAUGGAUCAGAAGCAGAGCACGAAACCCACAUUUCGCUUUCCCUCACAGCAACCAUCAUUUCUGGUGGGACUAGGAAAUAUACUUUUUAUUUUCUGAAGACAUUGAAUAACCCUGCUGUGUCCAGUGAAAAGCAGAAUUUUCAUUUAUCAUUUGUGAAUGCUGUGACCAUCUGAUUGUGUUUGCAGUAUUACCUGUGGACUGAUAUUUCAGACUAUUUGCUGCUGAUUAUUUGCAGAAAUAUUCUGUGUGGAUUUAUACCAAAGGCCACUUGGUUCUGUAAUUUUUUUUACUGUGCAAUUUAGGCUGGGUCAAACUCAUUUUUGAUUUCGUAGGGAGUUCUGAAAUUAAGAUUUAUAUUUAUAGUUAUGGUAAUUUGGUAUACAUAAAUGACCCAGCAGUAUGGGAGGCCAAAUCCAAUAAAAUGAUUUUAAAUGGUACGGUGAAGUCACACUGUCUUAUAACCAGACUUUUAACUUUGAUCUCUGCUUUCCAUUUGUAAAGUUUCUGCAAAAUCUCAUUGACUCCCUCACAGUUACUCUAUUAAAACCCAUUUUCUUGUCAUAUUAAAUUCCUUAGUGAAGAGCAUCAAAAAUGUUUUUCUUGCUCAGCUACAAAGCCACUUGUGGAUUUGGAAAUGCCUGAAAUAUCUAUCCUGCUAGCAAUGGGGAAUCCAGUAAAUUAGUGAUAUACUACAAUUGGCAUUCCCUGGUUUGUGCCUUCUGCUAACCUCAGCUCGAUGGUGAUGUAAGUGCUACAUUUAGCCUUGACAUCUCCUGUGCCCCACUGAUUGCUUUGGGAAUCACGGAAGGAGCCAAGAUUCAGAUCCUGGUUCCUAUUCCUUCUAAAACAAAAUAUGAGUCCUGAUUGAGAUAAAUACAAGAUUAAAUGCUGUUGUGAUAAACACUGCAGUUUCGAGUCUAAAGAUUAAAUUGUAAUUACCCUUGUGCAACUUAAACAGGAUACAAUUGAAUACAUUGAUUUUGUGCUUUCUAAAUAUUUUAAUUUUUAAUGGACCUCAGGUGAUCAAAAUUAAAACCUGAAGCCUUUUUAUAGUUCACCAAUUUUUUUACCAGUGAUCCAUUGAGUCCUUUAAGGAGAAGGGAUCUCUACUGGAGGUCUUUUUUUCCUACAUUUCCAUUCCCUGCCACUCAAUAUUCCUGGAGAAAAGAAGUGCAAAAAUAUUUUUUACAUUUGCAUUGCUUCCAGUACACAAUGAUCAUUAAAGUUUUUCAGAUCAAGUAAAUCCCAGAUUUAAUCCCCGUUUUGUAUGUCAACUGAAAAAAAAAACAAGUUUUGGCAUCAGCCACAUGAAAAUCACCCUUUCUGUGCCCAGAUUGCAGAAGUGACAUUUGAACAAUAUUGGGAGGAUGACACGGUUAGGCUUGUUGCUGUAUGCCCUGGGUGCUUUUCUUCAUGAGGGAAUAAAGUGUCAUAAUCCUUGGCUGAGGCUUGGAUAAAUACUGGACUUUAAGGCACAGCAGUGAGCCUGGAUUCCAGGAAGAGUAUUCCAUGCAUGAGAAUAAUGCACUCAGUAUAGAUGUGAUAUUGCACAUUUGCUCUCUUUUCCAACAAUAUUGAAUGCUCCAGAUUGAGGUCAGUAAGAAGGCAGCACUUUCAGACUUAAUUAAACAAGGCAAAUGCUGAAGAAGUGGUUAACAUUUCAGGUUGAUGUUCAAAAGGUCAUCAACCUGAAACGUUACCUGUUUCUAUCUGCAGGUGCUGCCUGAUCUGCUGAGUAUUUCGAGCACUUUCUGUUUUUAAUUCAGACUUUCAACAAAUGCAUUUUUUUAAAUCAACAUCUAGCAGAGAAAAUCCUUCAUUUUGAAUGAUUUUGCAGAGCUCAGUAUGUGGUAUGCUUUAUGUUUUGUAAGCAACAAUUCACACAGUUUAGAAUCCUAUAUCUAGUACAUCUACAGUGACUUAAAAACAUGUACUAACCUCAUUGCAUCACAUUAUUCUUUCACAAUGACACCAUGGCAUUACAGAUUAUAAAUCCACAUCGUCAGAAAACUUAAAUUUGCAACCUGAUUCUGCAAUGAGCAUAGCCAGUGGAGUUUAUAGUUUUAAAACUAUUCUAAUAAGUAGUUAUUAAUGGUUCACAUUGGUUACAUUCCCUCCACACAUCAUCCAAGUUGCAGCUAAAUACAAAUAUUUUAUGGUGAGAAAAAGAGAAUCCACCAGUGUUGGUUUUAUCUGUCCACAAGCAAAUGUUAUUCCUUUUAUGAUGCAAAUUUAAAGCAGUCAUCUUAAAGGUGUAGAUGCAAAAAUUCUGCUAGCUUUUUAAAUUACAUUAUUUAAAAUUUAAUUGCAGAACAGAAGCAUAAGUUACCUGGUCAGCUUUAGUUGAAAUCUUAUGGAAAAGCAUUUAUCUUCUUAUUCACAGUUGUGAAUAAAACUACAAACUUAGUUAUCAAUAGGAGUUGGACAACCGUCUAGAUUUUGAAGUGAAGAGCAACAUUAGGAAAAGUGUCUGUGACAAUGAAUGUUGGGAAUUACUACUGAAAAUUUUGUUUUUUGUUUUAGCAGUGCCACUUAACGAGUUUAGCAUUGCAGUACUGUACCUUUGUAUGCCCUGUCAUUGAUCUACUCUGAUACAAAUGUAAUCUUUCCUGUUCAAGGAAUGGGUUAAUCCUUAAAUCUGAACUGCAGACUUGUCUGUGAAAUGAACCCAAGAGCCUGUUUUUUUUUGCGGAUUGACAAAAUACCUCUGUGCGUGCGUGUGUGUGUGUAUGUUUUGUGGGGAGAAUGAUGAAAUGGGAGGGUUGGGUGGCAAAUUGUUUUGUAACAUAUGUCGGAUUUUGCUUUGAAGCAGAAAUGAAUUUAUCCCAGACUUUUAAACAUUAAGAUGUGUAAAUAUGUGAAUUAACAGGGGGUUAAGGGAUGGCAGAAUUACCCCAGAAUGAACUCACUAAUUGACACAAGCAGUAUUUUGUUUUUUGUACAAUAAAUAUGUUUGAGUUUGUAAUUAAAUUAUCACAGAAUUAUGCUUCAACUGAGUGCUGGCUUGCUGCAAGUAUUUGAUGUAUCCACAUGGUCAGAAUCCACCAGUAACACAUUGUUCUCUAUUCCACAUUUAAAAGUUGAAAAAAAACAUAUACACUUAAACUAUCUUUAAGUUAAUUAUUUUAUAAGUAGAGGAGAAUUUUGGUGGGUACCUGUUUUCACUUCAUUGUUUCAACUAUGAUAAGCUUUUAAAAUGCACAAAAAGUUAGAUAUUUUAAAUCUAUGGGCAGUUUAAAGUGCUGAAAAUUAAUUUAUUUUCAUUAUGGCUGCAAUGAUCAGAUACCUUCUCACAUGUGAAAGCACUUUAUUAUAAUACAUUAUUUCUGAAGUGCACCUGCCUGAACUGUCUUUUUCCUUGGAGAAAACAAAUUAUUGUAAUUUUAAUUUAAUGUUUUUAAUCCAAUUCACCUGUAAAAUACAUUGUUUUAAUAUACAAGAUAUGCUGAUGCUAUUAAUAUUCUCUCCUUGUACAUAAAACCAGCUGGAGACUGCAUCAUAUUUGAGAAUGUCACUGAAAUUGGUUACAAGAAUCGUAUGACUAUGCUGAAUCCUACAAUGAAAUAUUGUAACUCUGCCCUACUCUCCUAGUACAUGUUAUUUGGAUACAUAUAUUGAACUAUCCAAUGGCUUUGUUUUGAAAUAUCGUUUCAUAUACACAGUGGUAC
Molecule: messenger RNA, 9125 nt
Organism: Pristis pectinata (smalltooth sawfish)
Lineage: Eukaryota; Metazoa; Chordata; Chondrichthyes; Rhinopristiformes; Pristidae
Gene: abl2
Product: c-abl oncogene 2, non-receptor tyrosine kinase
Exons: 11
Coding region: 84-3506 (1140 amino acids)
Biological process (GO): protein phosphorylation; regulation of apoptotic process
Molecular function (GO): protein binding; non-membrane spanning protein tyrosine kinase activity; ATP binding
Source: RefSeq, a predicted model, not a curated record